This is a messenger RNA of Chionomys nivalis (European snow vole), 4202 nucleotides long. It is a transcript of the gene Usp22, whose product is annotated as ubiquitin specific peptidase 22. The transcript has 13 exons. The record is from RefSeq and is a predicted model, not a curated record. The coding region runs from base 160 to 1737 and encodes 525 amino acids. Gene Ontology annotation, molecular function: cysteine-type deubiquitinase activity; zinc ion binding. Lineage: Eukaryota; Metazoa; Chordata; Mammalia; Rodentia; Cricetidae. Gene Ontology annotation, biological process: protein deubiquitination.
CGCCCUCCUCGAAGCUCGAGGGUGCUGCGUGAGCCAUCGGGGCUGCGGUCCCCUGCCUCGGUUCUUCGCGCGGUCUUUGUCCGCCGCUUUGUUCUCGCCGCACUGGCGUCGUCUUCGCCUCCAUCUCCGCCCGCCCCGCGCGCCCGGGCCCUGCCCGCCAUGGUCACCCGGCCCGAGCCUGAGGUCGAGGCCAUGGAUGCUGAGCUGGCCGUGGCGCCGCCGGGCUGCUCGCAUCUGGGCAGCUUCAAGGUGGACAACUGGAAGCAAAACCUGCGGGCCAUCUACCAGUGCUUCGUGUGGAGCGGGACGGCCGAGGCCCGCAAGCGUAAGGCAAAGUCCUGCGUCUGCCAUGUCUGCGGCAUCCACCUGAACCGGCUGCACUCUUGCCUCUACUGCGUCUUCUUUGGCUGUUUCACCAAGAAACACAUCCAUGACCAUGCAAAGUCAAAGCGGCACAACCUGGCUAUUGACCUGAUGUAUGGUGGUAUAUACUGCUUCUUGUGUCAGGACUACAUCUAUGACAAGGACAUAGAAAUCAUUGCCAAAGAGGAGCAACGCAAGGCUUGGAAGAUGCAAGGUGUUGGAGAGAAGUUUUCAACUUGGGAACCAACCAAGCGGGAACUGGAACUGCUGAAGCACAACCCAAAGAGGCGGAAAAUCACCUCCAACUGUACCAUAGGUCUGCGUGGACUGAUCAACCUGGGGAACACAUGCUUUAUGAAUUGCAUCGUGCAGGCGCUGACCCACACACCACUUCUGAGAGAUUUCUUCCUGUCAGACAGGCACCGCUGUGAGAUGCAGAGCCCCAGCUCCUGCCUGGUCUGUGAGAUGUCCUCUCUCUUCCAGGAGUUUUACUCGGGGCACCGCUCCCCACACAUUCCGUACAAGCUGCUGCACCUGGUGUGGACACAUGCCCGGCACCUGGCGGGUUAUGAACAGCAGGACGCACAUGAAUUCCUCAUUGCAGCCCUGGACGUCCUUCACCGGCACUGCAAAGGUGAUGACAAUGGGAAGAAAGCCAACAACCCUAACCACUGCAAUUGUAUCAUUGACCAAAUCUUUACGGGUGGACUCCAGUCUGAUGUCACAUGUCAAGUCUGCCACGGGGUCUCCACCACCAUAGACCCCUUCUGGGACAUCAGUUUAGACCUGCCCGGUUCUUCCACCCCAUUCUGGCCCUUGAGCCCAGGGAGUGAGGGCAGUGUGGUUAACGGGGAGAGCCAUGCAUCAGGCACCACCACUCUCACAGACUGCCUGCGAAGAUUUACCAGACCGGAGCACUUAGGAAGCAGUGCCAAGAUCAAGUGUAGUGGUUGUCAUAGCUACCAAGAGUCCACAAAGCAGCUCACCAUGAAGAAGCUGCCCAUUGUGGCCUGCUUCCAUCUCAAACGAUUUGAACACUCAGCCAAACUUCGGCGGAAGAUCACCACAUACGUGUCUUUUCCCCUGGAACUGGACAUGACUCCCUUUAUGGCCUCCAGCAAAGAGAGCCGGAUGAAUGGGCAGUACCAGCAGCCCCUGGACAGUCUCAACAAUGACAACAAGUACUCCCUGUUUGCUGUUGUUAACCAUCAAGGGACCUUGGAGAGUGGCCACUACACCAGCUUCAUACGGCAGCACAAAGACCAGUGGUUCAAGUGUGAUGAUGCCAUUAUCACCAAGGCCAGCAUCAAGGAUGUGCUGGACAGUGAAGGGUACCUGCUCUUCUACCACAAGCAGUUCCUGGAGUAUGAGUAGCCUCCUGCCCUGCUGGCCGGGAAAAGAGAAAGAGAGAACAAGUUGGCAAGCUUCCCGACAUGAUCCCUGGUCUCCCCACAUCAGAACACCGUGGUAUCCCUCCUGUGCAGAUGUGCCUCACACAUGGCCCCUCUGCACCAGGAGAUGUUAGGGUGGGCAUGAGCUGUAAGACUUGAGUGGAGUGUGCCCUUGGUGGACAAGAGCCAAGGGGCCACGUCUUCUCAACUUGUUGUAUGCUGAGGGCGGAUGUCCUCAGAGCAGACCAGCCUCUGCCUGGUGCUUCAUCUGUCACCCCACACGGGUUUAAAAAGCACUGUGCUGUUGAAAAUGAAAAUGAGCCCGUGAAAGCUGUAGAGUAGCAGAGGUGAAGCCAGAGGGCAGAGUGCUUGCUGUGUUGGGUGGCAUUAAGGGCAGGGGUGUGUCCUUUCUAAGGUUGUAAAAUAGCCCUGGGCCCAGGUUGAGGCCACCCACAGGCUUAAAACAUACAGAUAACUUUGUAUCAACUAACUGCAUGUGGAAACACCAGCCCAGAAGUCCCCUUUGUUUUCUAGAAAUAGGCCUCGUCUUACCUCUACCCUUUGCUCUUCUUCCACGCUAGUGAAUUUCAUAAACGUGAUAGCAGUGAAGUGAAUGAUUAUCAAGUUUAUAUGGAAAGCUAGGUGACCUUUCCAGAGAGCAGAAUGUCUUGCUUUUUGAUCAGUGUUGUUUCCUCACCCUGUACCCCGCCUGCCUCCCCACACAGUUAGCUGGUGGCCAGGCAUGGGGAACAGGGUCUCUGUUAUCUUGGUCUUUGGUCCUUUUGCCUGUCCGGGUGGUUUAGUGGAGGAGUGAGAUUUGAAGCUGAGUGCUCCAGGCUUUGUGUCGCCCGCCCGCUUCCCUCUGCUCUGUUCGCUGUAGUUUCAGUAAAGACCAGAAUGAAAGGGCUUGAUGACCAGUUCUGCUGACAGAGUCAAUCAUGAAAUUUCUUGUAAGAUAUUUUGCAUGUGUCUUUGGACAAGGCUUAGGUUGAAUAUUUCUAAGAAGUUAAAAUCUAGGGUCUUAGUGUUUCUCUUUAUAGCACUGCCUUUUUAGUGGUGCUUGCCUAGGGGCCUGCGGCACAUCACCCCAGGAGUUUCAGGGCCGCCAGGCUCUGAGCUGUAGUCUAUAGCAGGUAUCUUAUGCAUCAUUCGUGCACAGCAAGUACAGCUCUAUUCCGAUUGUCCUUUAUUUACACACCUUAAAUUUGAAUUCCAUAUACUUAUCAUGUGUACAGAAUUUUUUUUUUAACUAUUUGAAAAUAAGACAUUUCUUUACUGACAGGCUACAAAAAAGCAGGGCAGGUUCAGCCCAGCUCCUUAGCUAGUUGUGACGGGAUGAGGUAGCUGUGGCAGAACUCAGUGGCCGCUGUCCAGUUAGUGUAAAGAUCACUAGGAGUCAGGGGCAGCUGAAGCCUCCUGUGCAGUGUACCCGUGUUCCUAUUUCUACGUUUAAAGCAAAGAACAAACUUGAAGCAUGUUUUUGAGAAAUGUGGGUGAACCCAGAUUCUCAGACAGGACCUGUGUGGGGGACUCAACUGUGGAGGUACCCUUGGGGAAUCUAUUCUUCUGUUUGUGAACCCCCAUAGGAAACACUUCACUGUGGUUGGCCUAGAGGAACCAGAGCCCAAACCUCUUCCUGAAGGUCUGCCUCUUUGACACUGGUGGAUGGGGCAUCCAGAGACAGAGGAAAUGAGCAGGUGUGCUGGCCAGGCCUGCUUCCUCUGUCACCACAGCACACAGCCCAUCUCUACCUGAAUUUGGGGCACUGAGGAGGACAAAACCUGUUUUCUGCCACAGUGACUUUAACCUUUUAUAUCCAGAUGCAUUCCCCUUCUUUACCGUGGGCUUAACAUUCUAAGCACUUUGCUUUGUGCCUGCGGCAAGGAGGCCAACCAACUCCUUGACUGCCGCACGUCUGUCUGGCCCUACCUCUGUGUCUUGGGACCUUCAGCAUGCUGUCUCAGUCAGACAGGCAUGUGUGGACAGCUGAGGAGCAGAUUGGAGCAGUGGGCUUGGGAAGGUCUUUCAGUUACCCCUUUGGAUAGCAGGGCAGGAAAAGGGUUUCCCAUCCAAGGACCAUCCAGUAUAGGUGCCCAGAUGGUUGGGAAGUGUGUGUGACCACAGGACUGCGUUACCCAGCCCCCGUCUAGAGCGUGAGCAGACCUCUUCUAUGACCACUGGUACCAGCCUCACAGGAGACCAAACUAGCUCUCUUCAGGUGUCUUCAAUUCAGGAGGUGGGGUGGGAUCUGCAAUUCCUCUCUUCAUCCCAGGAGUCCCCCCUCAAGCUGGGCUCUGGCCUGAGCGACCUACACCAUGUGAACCUGAGUGCUCUUGUGUUUGGCUUGGUAUGUAUGCUUUUCCUUGUGUAAAAUCAUUGUUCUUUUUGACAAGUGGCUUGUUUCAUUUAUUAUAGCUUUGAAAUAAAAUGUAAGGGGAAAAAAUCCAA